AUGGCGGGCGUGCAGGGUGCUGGGCGCGCCGUGGCGCUGGCACUGCGGCCGGGGAAGCGGCGGCUGGAUCCCGGGCCGGAGCGGGAGCCCGAGCCGGAGGAGGCUUCUCCCGGCUGCGGCCCCGGCCCCGACAGCGACUCCGGCCUCUCGGACAGCGAGGAGAGUGUGUUCUCAGGCCUGGAAGACUCUGGCAGCGACAGCAGCGCCGAUGACGACGACGAGGGGGAGGAUGGAGCCGACGCCGAGCAGGGCCAGGUGCGGCCUGGCACCCCUGGCCUGAAGACAGAGGCAAGGACGCACAGCGGGGACGAAUAUGCGGAAGACAGCUCGGACGAGGAGGAUAUCCGGAACACCGUGGGCAACGUGCCCCUGGAGUGGUACGCCGACUUCCCCCACGUGGGCUAUGACCUGGACGGCAGGCGCAUCUACAAGCCCCUGCGGACGCGGGAUGAGCUGGACCAGUUCCUGGAUAAGAUGGACGACCCCGACUAUUGGCGCACCGUGCAGGACCGGAUGACAGGACGAGACGUGCGGCUGACGGACGAGCAGGUGGCCCUCGUGCGGCGGCUGCAGAGGGGCCAGUUUGGGGACGUGAGCUUCGACCCCUAUGAGCCGGCUGUGGACUUCUUCAGCGGGGACAUCAUGAUCCACCCAGUGACCAACCGCCCAGCAGACAAACGCAGCUUCAUCCCCUCCCUGGUGGAGAAGGAGAAGGUCUCCCGCAUGGUGCAUGCCAUCAAGAUGGGCUGGAUUCAGCCUCGCCGGCCCCGGGACCCCACCCCCAGCUUCUACGAUCUGUGGGCGCAGGAGGACCCCAACGCCGUGCUGGGGCGCCACAAGAUGCACGUGCCGGCACCCAAGCUGGCGCUGCCGGGCCACGCCGAGUCCUACAACCCCCCUCCUGAGUACUUGCUCAGUGAGGAGGAGCGCCUGACGUGGGAGCAGCAGGAGCCCGGUGAGCGGAAGCUCAACUUCCUGCCCCACAAGUUCCCGAGCCUCCGGGCCGUGCCUUCCUACGGCCGCUUCAUCCACGAGCGCUUCGAGCGCUGCCUCGACCUGUACCUGUGCCCCCGGCAGCGCAAGAUGAGGGUGAACGUGGACCCCGAGGACCUGAUCCCCAAACUGCCCCGGCCGAGGGACCUGCAGCCUUUCCCCACGUGCCAGGCCCUGGUGUACUGGGGCCACAGCGACCUCGUCCGUUGCCUCGCCGUCUCCCCGGGGGGCCAGUGGCUGGCUUCAGGCUCGGACGACGGCUCACUGCGGCUCUGGGAGGUGGCCACUGCCCGCUGCAUGAGGACGGUGUCUGUGGGGGGUGUGGUCAGGAGCGUCGCCUGGAACCCCAACCCCACCGUCUGCCUGGUGGCUGCAGCCACGGAGGACUCUGUGCUGCUGCUGAACCCGCUGCUGGGAGAUCGGCUGGUGGUGGGCAGCACGGACCAGCUGCUGGGCGCCUUCUCCCCGGCCGAGGAGCCGGCCGUGCAGCCCGCGCGCUGGCUGGAGGUCUCCGAGGAGGAGCGCCAGCAGGGCCUGCGGCUGCGCAUCUGCCACGACAAGCCAGUGACACAGGUGACGUGGCACGCACGUGGGGACUACUUGGCUGUGGUGCUGGCCACCCCAGGCCACACCCAGGUGCUGCUCCACCAGCUGAGCCGGCGCCGCAGCCAGAGUCCGUUCCGCCGUAGCCACGGGCAGGUGCAGCGUGUGGCCUUCCACCCGACCCGGCCCUUCCUGCUGGUGGCCUCGCAGCGCAGCGUCCGCGUCUACCACCUGCUGCGGCAGGAGCUCACCAAGAAGCUGAUGCCCAACUGCAAGUGGGUGUCCAGCAUGGCCGUGCACCCUGCAGGGGAUAACGUCAUCUGUGGCAGCUACGACAGCAAGCUGGUGUGGUUCGACCUGGACCUUUCCACCAAACCGUACAAAGUGCUGAGGCACCACAAGAAGGCCCUGCGGGCCGUGGCCUUCCACUCCCGGUACCCGCUCUUCGCAUCCGGCUCCGACGACGGCAGCGUCAUCGUGUGCCACGGCAUGGUGUACAACGACCUGCUGCAGAACCCGCUGCUGGUGCCCGUGAAAGUGCUGAAGGGGCACGCGCUGAGCCGGGACCUGGGCGUGCUGGACGUCGCCUUCCACCCCACUCAGCCCUGGGUGUUCUCGGCGGGCGCGGACGGCACGGUCCGCCUCUUCACCUAGGCCGCGGCGGGCGCGGCUCAAUACAGUGGUGUGUCUGCUGUCCUGCCUCGUCCCUCCCA
Messenger RNA from Lepus europaeus (European hare), 2249 nucleotides. It is a transcript of the gene BOP1, whose product is annotated as BOP1 ribosomal biogenesis factor. Gene Ontology annotation, biological process: ribosome biogenesis; maturation of LSU-rRNA from tricistronic rRNA transcript (SSU-rRNA, 5.8S rRNA, LSU-rRNA). Gene Ontology annotation, cellular component: PeBoW complex; preribosome, large subunit precursor. NCBI's taxonomy places the organism in Eukaryota, Metazoa, Chordata, Mammalia, Lagomorpha, Leporidae. Gene Ontology annotation, molecular function: ribonucleoprotein complex binding; protein binding. The transcript has 16 exons. The record is from RefSeq and is a predicted model, not a curated record. The coding region runs from base 1 to 2190 and encodes 729 amino acids.